AUGAUUUUGCAUGUCCAGGGGGGAGAACUGUUUGUAAAUAAAACAGUUCUCCUCCCUGUCAGCUUGUGCACACUGCUUUGUAUGGCUAUGCAAAGCAGUGUGCUUACAGUGAAGCACGCGGACACCGCCCCAAUGUAAAACAGCACACAGUUAACCCUUUGAUCGCCCCACAUGUUAACCCCUUCCUGCCUAGUGCCAUUAGUACAGUGUCAGUGCUUUUUAUUAGCACUGAUCACUGCAUUGGUGUCACUGGGGAUGUCAGUGACACCAUGUCAGUUCCCCCCCAGUGUCAGAAUGCCAGCCGCAGUCUCGCAACUAUAA
This is a messenger RNA of Staurois parvus, 321 nucleotides long. NCBI's taxonomy places the organism in Eukaryota, Metazoa, Chordata, Amphibia, Anura, Ranidae. The record is from the annotation of a GenBank genome assembly.